This is a messenger RNA of Acinonyx jubatus (cheetah), 1300 nucleotides long. RefSeq names its product translation initiation factor IF-2-like. Lineage: Eukaryota; Metazoa; Chordata; Mammalia; Carnivora; Felidae. The coding region runs from base 1 to 1152 and encodes 383 amino acids. The record is from RefSeq and is a predicted model, not a curated record. The transcript is spliced from 2 exons.
AUGGCCUCAGCGGGCAGCUCGGCGGGCGAGCGCUCGCGCCAUGGCCCCCCGGGCACCCUCCGGCCCAGCCGCGCGUCGCGGGCCCCGGGCGCGCCCACCCCGGGGCACGCUGCCCGUCCGGCCGCGGCGCGGGGGGCGGGUGGAGGGCGCCGCGGGGCAGGUGGGCGCGAACGGAGGGGCGCCGUGGCCCGGGGCGCGGGCGAGCGCGCCGGUGCGUGCGUGUUGGAAGGAGCGAGAGCGCCCGGGGGAGGGGGGUGGGCGAGGGCGCGAGCCGGGGAAGGCGAGCGGCGGGCUUUCGUGCGCGCCUGGGCGCCCGCCCCGGGAGGGUGCCAGCGGGGGCGUCCGGCCGGCUCAAGUCCCCGGCUGCCGGGGGGGGGGAGGGGGGGGACAGGGGAGGACCCGAGCCAGGCUCCGGGCCCUUCCUCCCGCCGCUUCCCCUCCCAGACUCGGCGACGGGAGCGCCAGCCCCGGACCUUUAACCCCUUCGUCCCCGCUCCGAAGUUGCGGACCUGCCCGCGCGCUCGGUUCCGAGACCCUCCGCGCCUUCCUCCUGCGGGGAGCCGCGCCGCGAAGGGGCUCGCUCGCUGGGGUCGGGAGCAGGACCGAAGGGCGACUCGAGUGGGGGCAGCCGGGACGCUUUCGCGCCCCGCCUCCUCCCUCCCCACCUGGUUCCGUUUGGGGAAGAGAGCUGCGUUGGUUCGGGAUCUUGGCAAGAAAAGAGGCGGGGAAGGAAAUACACGUUCAUCAGUACAAGAGCAGACAAGAAGCGGGAGAACGAGGACUCGCGGAGGCGCAGGAGCAGCGCCGCGCGCCGUCGGCUCGCAAGGACAGCGCGUGCGCGUGCUCGCCGGGCGGGAGCGCGCUGACCCGGCGGAGACGCGGCCGCCGGGGAGCGGCGGCGGAUGUGCGGUCGAGGGCUGCUCCCUUUCACUUCCCCUGCUCGUUUUUUCUGAGCUGUCUUUCAAAGGCUGCCUCAGUUUCACCUCUAGUCCCUUAUCAUCAGUGCUUUUCCCCCGUCAGUAUAUGCCCUUUUCUCAAAUCCGCUUCUCCUGCCGUAAAUUUCCAGCCUUCGGUGAACUCCACCGAGGCGUGGUGUUGCUUAAAGUCCUUCCCUUUCCCGUUUCACUUGCUGAUGGCAAAAACAGGUUUUAAAGGCUGCAUUUUUGAGGAAGGAGAAAGUAACAGAAAGGCGAUUUUAAGUACUGAAGAAAAUUGAACUCCAAAUAGGGUCCUGGAGGAAAAAAAGAAAAGGAAAAAAAACCGAAAAGCACUAAAGAAAUUGAACUCCAAAUAGUGUCCU